CAAUUGGAAGGUCCCUGUCUUGAGAGCUAAUGGCGGACGCGGGCGGGUUGUCGUUGGAGGUGGCUUAGGCCUUGAAGGAACCCUGCAUCCGUUGGAUAUCUCCGCCAUCCUCUCCGCUGCUGGGUAAAGAAGCGGCCUCCCGGCUUCCCUGGGCCCACAAAGGCGGAGAGCGGCCAUAUAGGAGGGCCUUACUCUGUGUUUCUUCUGCCAUCAGCCAGAAGUUCCCAGCUGAUAUUUUUUUUCUUUCAUGUGCUCUUAGUUUGCUUUGACUUCAUAUAACCCACACUUGGAUUGUGGACUGGUGGGUGGCUCCGUGUUGCUGCCACCAUGUUCCUGUAUAACUUGACCUUGCAGCGAGCCACUGGCAUCAGCUUUGCCAUUCAUGGCAACUUCUCCGGAACAAAACAACAGGAAAUUGUUGUUUCCCGUGGGAAGAUCUUGGAGCUGCUUCGCCCUGAUCCCAACACUGGCAAAGUACACACCCUACUAACUGUGGAAGUAUUUGGUGUAAUCCGGUCACUUAUGGCCUUUAGGCUGACGGGUGGCACCAAAGACUACAUUGUGGUUGGCAGUGACUCGGGUCGGAUUGUUAUCCUGGAAUACCAGCCGUCUAAGAAUAUGUUUGAGAAAAUUCACCAAGAAACUUUCGGCAAGAGUGGAUGCCGCCGUAUUGUUCCUGGCCAGUUCUUAGCUGUGGAUCCCAAAGGGCGAGCUGUUAUGAUUAGUGCCAUUGAGAAACAAAAAUUGGUGUAUAUCUUGAACAGAGAUGCAGCAGCCCGGCUUACCAUCUCAUCUCCCCUGGAGGCCCACAAAGCGAACACUUUAGUAUAUCAUGUUGUCGGAGUAGAUGUUGGAUUUGAAAAUCCAAUGUUUGCUUGUCUGGAAAUGGAUUAUGAGGAAGCGGACAAUGAUCCCACAGGGGAAGCAGCAGCUAAUACCCAGCAGACACUAACUUUCUAUGAGUUAGACCUUGGUUUAAAUCAUGUGGUCCGAAAAUACAGUGAACCUUUGGAGGAACAUGGCAACUUCCUCAUCACAGUUCCGGGAGGUUCAGAUGGUCCAAGUGGAGUGCUGAUCUGCUCUGAAAACUAUAUCACCUACAAGAACUUCGGUGACCAACCAGAUAUCCGCUGUCCAAUUCCCAGGAGACGGAAUGACCUGGAUGACCCUGAAAGAGGAAUGAUUUUUGUCUGCUCUGCCACCCAUAAGACCAAAUCGAUGUUCUUUUUUUUGGCCCAAACUGAGCAGGGCGAUAUCUUCAAGAUCACUUUGGAGACAGAUGAAGAUAUGGUUACUGAGAUCCGGCUCAAGUAUUUUGAUACUGUGCCUGUUGCUGCUGCCAUGUGUGUGCUUAAAACAGGCUUCCUUUUUGUAGCAUCAGAAUUCGGAAACCAUUAUUUGUAUCAGAUUGCACACCUAGGAGAUGAUGAUGAAGAACCUGAGUUUUCAUCUGCCAUGCCUCUGGAAGAGGGAGACACCUUCUUCUUUCAGCCCAGACCACUCAAAAACCUUGUGCUGGUUGACGAGUUGGACAGCCUCUCUCCCAUUUUGUUUUGCCAGAUAGCUGAUCUGGCAAAUGAAGACACCCCACAGUUGUAUGUGGCCUGUGGUAGGGGACCCCGGUCAUCUUUGAGAGUCUUAAGGCAUGGACUUGAGGUAUCGGAAAUGGCUGUCUCUGAACUACCCGGUAACCCCAAUGCUGUCUGGACAGUGCGCCGGCACAUUGAAGAUGAGUUUGAUGCCUACAUCAUUGUGUCUUUCGUGAAUGCCACACUUGUGUUGUCUAUUGGAGAGACUGUGGAAGAAGUGACUGACUCUGGGUUCCUGGGCAACCCAACCUUGUCCUGCUCCUUGUUAGGAGAUGACGCCUUGGUGCAGGUGUAUCCUGAUGGCAUUCGGCACAUACGAGCAGACAAGAGAGUCAAUGAGUGGAAGACCCCCGGAAAGAAAACAAUUGUGAAGUGUGCAGUGAACCAGCGACAAGUGGUGAUUGCUCUGACAGGAGGAGAGCUGGUCUAUUUUGAGAUGGAUCCCUCAGGCCAGCUGAAUGAGUACACAGAGCGGAAGGAGAUGUCAGCAGAUGUGGUAUGCAUGAGUCUGGCCAACGUGCCUCCUGGAGAGCAGCGGUCUCGCUUCCUGGCUGUGGGGCUAGUGGACAACACUGUCAGAAUCAUCUCCCUGGACCCUUCAGACUGUUUGCAACCUCUGAGCAUGCAGGCUCUCCCAGCCCAGCCUGAAUCCUUGUGUAUUGUGGAGAUGGGUGGGACUGAGAAGCAGGAUGAGCUGGGUGAGAGGGGCUCUAUUGGCUUCCUGUACCUGAAUAUUGGGUUACAGAAUGGUGUGCUGCUCAGAACUGUCCUGGACCCUGUCACUGGGGAUCUGUCUGACACCCGCACUAGGUACCUGGGGUCCCGUCCUGUGAAACUCUUUCGUGUCCGGAUGCAAGGCCAGGAAGCAGUAUUGGCCAUGUCAAGCCGCUCAUGGUUGAGCUAUUCUUACCAAUCUCGUUUCCAUCUCACCCCCCUGUCUUAUGAGACCCUGGAAUUUGCAUCUGGCUUUGCCUCUGAACAGUGUCCUGAGGGCAUUGUGGCCAUCUCCACCAACACCCUGAGGAUUUUGGCGUUAGAGAAGCUGGGUGCCGUCUUCAAUCAAGUGGCCUUCCCACUGCAGUACACACCCAGGAAAUUCGUCAUCCACCCUGAGAGUAACAACCUUAUCAUCAUUGAGACUGACCACAAUGCCUACACCGAGGCUACAAAAGCCCAGAGGAAGCAGCAGAUGGCAGAGGAAAUGGUGGAAGCAGCAGGGGAGGAUGAGCGGGAGCUAGCUGCAGAGAUGGCAGCAGCAUUCCUCAAUGAAAACCUCCCUGAGUCCAUUUUUGGAGCUCCUAAGGCGGGCAAUGGGCAGUGGGCGUCUGUGAUCCGAGUGAUGAAUCCUAUUCAGGGUAACACACUGGACCUUGUUCAGCUGGAACAGAAUGAGGCUGCUUUUAGUGUGGCCGUUUGCAGGUUUUCCAACACUGGUGAUGACUGGUAUGUGCUGGUGGGUGUGGCCAAAGACCUGAUACUGAACCCCCGAUCCGUAGCAGGGGGCUUUGUCUAUACCUACAAGCUUGUGAACAAUGGGGAAAAACUGGAGUAUUUGCACAAGACUCCAGUGGAAGAGGUCCCUGCUGCCAUUGCUCCAUUCCAGGGUAGGGUGUUGAUUGGUGUGGGGAAGCUUCUGCGUGUCUAUGACCUGGGAAAGAAGAAGUUACUCCGAAAAUGUGAGAACAAGCAUAUCGCCAAUUACAUCUCUGGGAUCCAGACUAUUGGGCACAGGGUAAUUGUGUCUGAUGUCCAAGAAAGUUUCAUCUGGGUUCGCUACAAGCGUAAUGAGAACCAGCUCAUCAUCUUUGCCGAUGAUACCUACCCCCGAUGGGUCACUACAGCUAGCCUCCUCGACUAUGACACUGUGGCUGGGGCAGACAAGUUUGGCAACAUUUGUGUGGUGAGGCUCCCACCUAACACCAACGACGAAGUGGACGAGGAUCCCACAGGAAACAAAGCCCUGUGGGACCGGGGCUUGCUCAAUGGUGCCUCUCAGAAGGCAGAGGUGAUCAUGAACUAUCACGUGGGGGAGACGGUGCUGUCCCUGCAGAAGACCACGCUGAUCCCUGGAGGCUCGGAAUCACUUGUCUAUACCACCCUGUCAGGAGGGAUUGGCAUCCUUGUCCCAUUCACAUCUCACGAGGACCAUGACUUCUUCCAGCAUGUGGAAAUGCACCUGCGGUCUGAGCAUCCUCCUCUUUGUGGGCGAGACCACCUCAGCUUCCGUUCCUAUUAUUUCCCUGUUAAGAAUGUGAUUGAUGGAGACCUCUGUGAGCAGUUCAACUCCAUGGAGCCCAACAAACAGAAGAAUGUCUCUGAAGAACUGGACCGAACCCCACCUGAGGUGUCCAAGAAGCUUGAGGACAUCCGGACUCGCUAUGCCUUCUGAGCCUUUUUUCCCGUGGGGCCGGUCAGAGACUCUGUGUUUUGUUUUCCCCCACUACCUGGCUCUGAACCCAUAUGGCAGAAGAACGGUGGCUCAUUAAUUAAGACUGCAAUAUUAAAGCUAACAGCUCUUUCCCGUCCACUCUUUUCCUGGAAUGACUGGUUUCCCCAAACAUUGGCAUUGAGAAUUGCUAUGCUUCUCCCUGCCUGGUACAUGAUGCAUUACCCCAGGUUCUGGUGUGGAAUACAAUGCCCCGUAGUCCUCAGAGCUUUCCCUGCAUUGAUAUUUCUGGCUCUCAUGUCUACUUUUGUACACACCCUUAAUUUUUAACUGGUUUUCCUGUAAAUAUAGUUUUGUACCAUGUUUUCUUUGUGGGAGGGAGGGAGGGAGGGGGGCAAGCUGAGGCGGCGACCAGGCUGGAUAUAGUAUAACUCCUGCGUUCUGCCACUCUGGAACCUAACCAGAAAUACAAACCUAGUUUUUAAGGU
Rhinolophus ferrumequinum (greater horseshoe bat) is the source of this 4463-nucleotide messenger RNA. RefSeq names its product splicing factor 3b subunit 3 (gene SF3B3). Lineage: Eukaryota; Metazoa; Chordata; Mammalia; Chiroptera; Rhinolophidae. Gene Ontology annotation, biological process: mRNA splicing, via spliceosome. Gene Ontology annotation, molecular function: protein binding; U2 snRNA binding. Gene Ontology annotation, cellular component: U2 snRNP; nucleus. The record is from RefSeq and is a predicted model, not a curated record.